Messenger RNA from Protopterus annectens (West African lungfish), 1194 nucleotides. RefSeq names its product claudin 12 (gene CLDN12). Gene Ontology annotation, cellular component: plasma membrane. The transcript has a single exon. The record is from RefSeq and is a predicted model, not a curated record. Lineage: Eukaryota; Metazoa; Chordata; Ceratodontiformes; Protopteridae. The coding region runs from base 93 to 863 and encodes 256 amino acids.
GAACAACCAGAUGACAUGAUUUUCUUUUUUCUUUACAGACUGAAAAGUACGAACGGAAAUCAGUUUGUUUCUCUUGUGUUGUCUUUGAGGGAAUGGAAAUGGCUUGCCGUGAUGUGCAUGCAACUACCCUGUUUACUGUUUUCUGUGGAGUGUUGUCUAUAGCUGGACUCGUGGCAGCCACUUUGUUGCCUCAUUGGAGACAAAUGAAGUUGUACACGGUGAACAAGAAUGAGAAGAAUUUAACAGUUUACAUUGGCCUUUGGGUGAAAUGUGUCACCAGAGAUGGCGAUACAGGCUGUACUGUGUAUGAUGAAUAUUGGUACACAAGCACAGAUCAGUUAGACUUGCGGUUUCUUCAGCUUGCACUUCCAGUCAGCAUUGUUAUUGCUGUUUCUUCACUGAUACUGACCUUAGUUGGCAUCUGCAACACAGUGUUCAUCUCUGAACCUCCUAAUGCCAGUCUUGUUAAAUGUGCAGUGAACAGUGCGGGUUGCCAUCUUGUAGCUGGUAUGUUGUACAUGCUCGCAAGUGUCAUAAGUAUUACGCCGUCAAUCUGGGUUAUAUUCUACAAUGUGCACCUCAAUGCCAAAUACGAGCCAAUAUUUUUUCUUGAUGUAGCAGUUUAUGUUGCAAUUACAAGUGCUGGAGGUUUACUACUUGCUUCUAGUUUGUUGUUUUUGUGGUACUGUGCAUGCAAAGCAUUGCCAUCUCCUUUCUGGCAACCUCUCUAUUCUCAGCCAGCCAGUAUGUACAACUAUUCUGCCCCACCAUACUCGACUAGAGCAAGAUCCCGACAGUCAACAAUUGAAAUCGACAUUCCAGUAAUUGCUCCAGUUUCUGAAGUUGCGGAUGUUUAUAUGUAAACUAAUUACUCUGUUUUGUUGGGAGUGUGUGUUGUGGCUGUCCCACGUUUGGACCUUUUUUAACACUAAAAACAGAGAUCUGGAACUGAUGAUCAAGUAGUACAUUUUUUAAGGACUCUAACUGAUCUUUAUCUGAGGAGGCUGUUAGUUUGUUGCACAUUUGGACAAAAUUAGUAUUUUAUAAUGUUUCAUAGUGUGUUCUUUAACUUGGUCACUGUAUGCUGUGCACAAGAGAGCAAUGUCAUUUUUUUGCCAACAUCUCUCAUUUCAAUCUGACGUUCACCUGUAAAAUAGACGGGUGCUUGACCGUCUUCUGAACAUCUUGCUUCAA